GAGACCUCACUCUCAAGUGCAGACACUGAAAUAAGCGACCCUAGCCUUCUAUCAGAAACAAGUGCCUCACAAGCCGUAGAAGGGGUUACCGCACCAACAGAAACGGAUAGACUAAGCCCCCAGCCGUUAGAUCUCAAGAAAGGGGAAAUCAUGAAGGAGACCGGAAGCCAGGGGACCCACACCCCAGAUGAACACGGGAGAUCUUCAGCAGAGCCCGACACACAAGCCAAGACAGACUCAGCGUCCAAACAAUCGAUAGCGAGGGCACCCCCGGAUGUGACUGCGCCAAGCCAAAUUUUCGGGCCGGCAGCAAACGGGUACGGGUACAGCCUUUUAGCGGCAGCCGCUGCCGCUGCAGCAUCCGGGGAGUCGAGUCGAGAGACUCCCGAAGACCUCACUGUCAAAGACGAAGACGACGAUGACGACGGCGACGAUGACAGCGAUAAGAUGGGAGAGACGGCCCCCGGUGUCGACCCCGAGAGGCUGAAGGCAUUUAAUAUGUUCGUCAGAUUAUUCGUAGACGAGAACCUCGACCGAAUGGUUCCGAUCUCCAAACAGCCCAAAGAAAAGAUACAAGCCAUCAUUGAAGCCUGCUACCGACAGUUUCCGGAGUUCCACGAAAGAGCCCGAAAGAGAAUCCGAACCUACCUCAAAAGCUGUCGACGGAUGAAACGGCAACGGGACCAAAAUGGGCUGGACUCGUCGUUGCGGCCCACUCCGCCCCAUCUCACGUCAGCACGAGCCGAGCACAUUCUAGCCGCCGCGUGUGAGAGUGAAAGUGAAAACGCAAAGAGGCUAAGAAUGGAACUCAUGCAGGCUGGCCACACAGUAACUUCCGUUACUACGAGUGAAUCAGUACGAGUAGAGACUCAACAUCGGGCGACGCCCCCUCACACCACCCCCAUUCCCUCUAGUCGGGUAGCGACGUACUCAGAUGAGCCCCCUGCGAAGCUGACUGCCCGCCCCACAGCAGACUACCGCUUCAACGGAGUCGGAACGCAUGAUCCAUACUACGCUAGUAUCGCACCACAUCACACGGCAAACGUGCUGCAAGCAACACAACAUGCUCAACUAACAAAUGGACCAACAGAUCUGAGUGUCAAGAAGAUGACUUCGAAAACCCAGCUAAGUCAGACGGAGGUGACCAACAUCCGCCAGCUCAUCACAAGUUAUCGGGAGUCGGCCGCCUUCCUCUACAGGUCAGCCGACGAGCUCGAACAAAUGCUGCUUCAACUAAACUGAAAAACAUCUGAACUUGACUGAUUCACUCCACAUCACUUAUUCCAGAAAUGACGGUUAUCGGAAGUUGGCCACAUUCCUCCACAGGGCCCCGUCUCACUAAGAGCUACGAUUGAUGUCAUCAACCACAACUACGUAAAUCCACCAAUGUCAUAAUAUUAUAGAUGAACACAACAUUCCUUUGGCAAUGGGGAGGAGCAAACUGAUUUGUAUCGACAAUUAUGCAUGACUGCACAUCACAGCCCGUAUUCUGAAGUCGGGUUCAACUUAUACCAUGGUCUAACUCUGUGCUGAAAUUAUGGACAGCCAGAAAUGUCAAAAUUUUUCCUUACCUUUACCGUGCUCUUUCCUUAAUCGUGAAUUGUGAAGAGAGCUAUCUAAUCUUUCCUUCCGAAACAGUUACAAAUGAUUUGAGAGAAAAAUGAGUUGAUAGAUCCAUACACCAUACAUUGAAAUUAUACUGUUAGAGAUUUAUGCCACUAUUGGCUAUCCAUAGUUAAACCACAACUUGAAAACCAGAGUUUAGAUUAAACCCGGACUUCAGAAUACUGGCCCAUAUAUUCAUAAUUACAAGUUACUUUGAACAGACAUUAGCAUUCUAGAUGUUGGGUUUGCUGGAUUUUUAUAGUUGAGAUCAAUCGAUUGAUCGCAAUUCAUUGUGGUAAUGGACCCAGGUCAGCCACUGAGCUAGAACAAAUGCUGCUCCAACUUGAACUUCAUUUUAUUCAAUCCAUGGGAAUGUUUCACUAGACUUAGGGUGGUAUUCUGAUAGCCACGGUUUAGUUAAACCUGGGCCAACUUAGAUCACACUUUUAUGGAGUGCCAGUUGUCAACUUUGUCACCAGUUGAAAAUUAUUCUUAUCCUGCUGCAAAAAAGUAAUGGAGUCAUGAAAUGGGGUGAAUAUGACAAUACAAGAAAUAAAGUGAAUUUUAAUGAUUAAUUGGUACAUAAUAAUUUCCACAAAUAUGGAAGUAGUUAUGAAGCCAGCAUUCCAGAGAACUGGUUCAAAAUUUUAGUUUAGACUGGGGUUAAACCUAGGUUUAAUUAUCAGAAUAUUGCCCAUAAUGUCUAUUCCCCAAACACCUAGGAUUACUUGUGUUAUCAUUUUAUUUACUGUGGGGAAAUAUCCAAAUUGGACAGUUAACUAUGUGAAUGUGGGAUGUGUUUGGAUUCCAAGCAUGGUAUAUCAAACUAAAUCUCCUACAUUGUCUUAAUAAGUGACUCUGAAUCACCUUCUGAAUGAUAUUCUCUAAGAAAUAUAUGUAAUUGUGAAGAAAUACAAUGAUUAAAAAACACCACCAUAUAUGGGAUGUUUUAACUCAUAUCUAGAUGUUUUCUCAGUACAAGCUCGAUGCCUAAACCGCUCCCUUAAAAACAAAAACAAAACAAAAGAGAGUUGAAAUCCAAAAGAUCUCAAGUGAGGUUUCCCCUUUAGAAAUUUUCCCUGAUUGAAAAAGGAAACAGAACCGGUCCAUAAAUAGUAUCUGCUCAUUUAAGAACACUUUUUCUCUUCUCCUUUGGCUUGUCUUUACAUAGAGGUUUCACUUUUAAUUAUUGUUAUAUCUACACAAUAUGAUUACCUCGUUUUAAUGAGGGACUGACAAAUGAGAUUGAAGCUACUAUUCAACAGUUCACAAUGCUGAUUUUAGUGUUGCAUUGCAUAUUAUAGCAAAAAUGUUUUAUAGUUAUUAUUACACAUUACUAGAGAUUUAGUAAGUUAGUAUAAGUUUUUAAAAGCCAUGUUCAGAUUAUGAUUGAAUACUGUGGUGGAUUUUGAAGAAAGAUCUUGCCAUGAAUUUCUUUCUCACAACUCAAAGGUAAAAGUGUGCAAAUAUAUUAUGAUUAUGUUAAAUGGAGAAAAUUGGCAUUAUUGCCUAUUUGAUUGUAAAUAUGUUAUACGUUUAACUCUUUCAAUAUUUCUUACUGAUGAUUUUAUACUUGUUGAAUGUAUUUCCUUCUGUUGGGUUUUGACAAGGUGUUUGUUCUGUUUCUCUGGUUUAUUUUUCUUGGUUUCUUUCAACUUUGGGUGUGCUGAUCAUAUGUGCAAUAUCAUUUCUCAAAGGAUCUUUACAAGUGCUAAUACACCUACACUAUUUGGGUAUAUAGCUGUUACUAUGGUGGUGUUUAGGUUGCACAAUAAAGGGGAAAAAUCACUUGUACAAGUACUAUUGCAAAUUCAGGUGGCUUUUAUGAAACUAAUGUUUGCUUAUGGCAUGGGUCCAAUUGGAUUUUACCUUACAUGCACUGUUCUGGCAACUUCGAAUAUUAAUUACCAUUUCAACAGGCACAUACAACCAUAUUAUGUUGUUAUGGAUGUCACAAAAGGUGAUGUAAAAAAAGACCAAUUGUAAUCGGUAAACCUGUCUUAAAAAGCCAAAAUCCAAACAAUGGCCACUGAUUCACUUUGGGGGUGUCAUCAGCAGUAAUGACAAUUGACUUGGUGCUUGUAAAGUGCAGAAUCAAUUACAACUGCUUUAUGCCCUUUACAUAUAGAGCUCUCCAAUUUUACACAACAUAAAUAAGAUUGGAUGCCUUUUUAACAAAUCCACUAUUGUACUGGACCGUAGAUGGGGGUUGCUAACUGUUUCACAAUAUCAGACCACAAAAUUCAAAGCUAGCUUCACCCCCCCCCCCUUUUAAAACAACUCUCAGAAUGUGCAAGAUUUAAGCGUCUUCACUAGAACGAAGACUGUUACAUGGCUGGAAUGGUGAAUUCAGUAAACCGAGGUAUUCGGGUGCCAAUUUACAGUAUGUCUACACUUAACAAUCGUGUAACCUUGUAAGGAAUUCUUAGAAUGGGGCCAUCAAAAUAUUUACAGGAGGUACCUACAAGUACAACCAAGUGUUCAAAAGCCAAAACUCUGCUAAAAUUGGACUUUGUUCUUUAAGGUUGAGAGAUGCGCAUUUCAAAUGUUUGAAAGUACUUUGAGUAAUUUAUGUUAGUAUAUAUCUUCUUCUUUUUUUUCUAUAAAAGAAGUAAUGUCACGAAAGUACUAUUAGAAGCAAGAAGUGUUUCAGCAUAACAAUGGCCUUGCUUGCUGACUGUGGAGUGAUUAUUGUACAGAUUUUCAUCAAGAAUGUGUCUACAAAUUUUCUACUUUUUAAUAACAAAAUAGUUGCAUGUAAUCACGGACAAAGUUUAAUAUCGUUCACAGUGUUUGCAUUUUGUCUUCGAAUUUGCUUGUUUGGACAAGUUUGUAGGAUUAUGAUUGGUUCACAUAUUAUCAGGUAGUUUGCUAAAUACACCUAAGCAUUUUCAAUGUUUUUAAGUUGGAAAGUUAAUUUCUAUAUUUGAAAUAUGUAAUUUAACAACUCUUUUAUGUUUGUAGAUUUAUGUGCAUACUAGGUGUGCUAUGUCAUUUAUUUAUUACCUCAAAGCAACUGCAAUUUAUAUUAAUGUGCUUGUAAUGUAUUUUUUUUAAGGACUUUGUGGGAUAUGAAAGAAAAUGAAUGUAAACUAUGAAAUUAUGAAAUACUUCGUUUCAUCCGCAUAAUCCACUGUCUUGGGAAUAAGACUAUCUCUUAAGAGCUACUAAUCUUCAAAUCAAUUUGGUGGAUUCGCAAUACGGUGCGCCACCUAUCAGUUGCAGCUGAAAGGCCCAAAUUUGCAAUGCCUCAUGGCGAAAAGUCACCAUCUGUUACGCGUGCUAGUGCACGCAUGCCAUUAUUCUGCGCUAGCCGACGCAACUCGGACGGCUCGCAUAACAUUAUGGUGUUUAGGGUCUAGGUGGCCAGAGAGAGAUUUGCUGCAUAUUUCUUUACGAAUCUUAGACUGUUUUUGGUGAAUUCUUGCCUUGAGGUUUUCAUUUUUGAAGCAUCACAGUCACUGAUACUCGCACUGUGCGCUGCCUGCGCCUGCGAGCGAUGUCGACACCAAAGUUAGAAAUUGGCCUGUCCGCUGCAACCGAUAGAUGGUGCACUGUAUUCUGAAUCCACCAAUUGCAACUUCUUUGUCCCAUUUCAUAACAUUUGUUAUUUUCACAAACUUACCAUAACAGUUACAUGUACAAGCCACUGAAAAUAUGUUAUCUGAUUAGCUGAUUUAUCAUAAAAAAAGUGCACUCUCUAAUCCAUGUGUUUCUUUUGAUUUUUGUGUGGUUUGGGAUUCACUGUUUCAGAUGAAACUCUAUCUAUUUUUGCCAUUUUUUUUAACACAACAGUAAGAUGGGUUGAUAUCGUGAUUUAGAAACAUGUGAAACCCGGCAGUUGCGUGUAAACUGCAAGAAGUAUUACCUUCUAUCUCAUUUCCUUCCUUUUCGAAGCUGUUGACAUCAUGUUGGUGCAAUAUCAUGUUUUAUCAUUUAUAGUUUAGCAAUUUUUUUUUCUGAAAUCUAUAAAAGAAGUAUUUUAGUUUAUUUAAGAUUAUUGACAGAGUCAGUAUCAGCUUGUUACGUUGUCUUGCCGAAAAAGACAAAGGCACUUGUCUUUUCACCAGUUAUAGCUAUUAAGGAAGAUAUUUGUGUUUGGUUUGAUAUUGGAUAAUUAGAUGCAUUAUUCUUCAAGACUAUAUUGAGUCUGUUCAGUUCACACACUGUAUGAUAAGUUCACAUAAAUGUGGUUUUUGGAUGUUCAUAUUUUGUGUUGGGUUUGCAAUAUUACCUAGGUUUUCUUUCUGUUGCAUUGAUCAUAUUAAGUUAAACAAUUUUUUGUCGAUUUCUGUUUGGCGUUUUCUCUAAACAAUCUCUUUUUACAGGGUCUGUGUACAUGAUUUAUUUCGUAUUACAUUUCAGUUUUACUUUCGGCUCUAUUACGUGUAUGUAGAAUAACAGUCCUAGUUUUACUUGGGGAGUAUUUACAAAUUAUGAUGAUUAAUAGCAAUUGAGAAUUAUCAUAAUUCACUGUAGAAUUUGCAUUUGCAUUGCACAAUAUUAGAGAAAAUUGUAUAGAUAAUAAUUUCACACAAAGAGAUCCAUGGUGGACUCAAUGUAAGAUUUUCAAUGAAGAGAAAUAAGGACAAGUUUGUAUACCUUGCACACAAUAAACUUGUUUCUAAUACAGUUUUAGCCUUUAAUGAUGAAUAUCAAUAACUGUUAGCAUUUGUUUGUAUACAAAUCUCAUUGUACAUUAUAUCUUUCAAAGAUGUCUUUGUUCACUUGCUAUUCAUAUGUGGUAACAGAGUAAGCUAUUGUAAUGAGAGGGAUUUUCAUAGAGAUAUAUCUUGACAGUAUUGUUCGAGUUUUUUAGCCUGUCAAUUUUGACAUGUUUUAGAUAUUUCCAAAUGUUAGGGAUUUUCUUACUCUUUAUGGCUCCAUUUCUGAGCAUCCUUUUUUGUCAAACUUAUUUAUUUUGCACUUUGUCAACUGAUAGACAAAAAAUACACAAAAAUAAUGCACAAA
Molecule: messenger RNA, 6576 nt
Organism: Lytechinus pictus (painted urchin)
Lineage: Eukaryota; Metazoa; Echinodermata; Echinoidea; Temnopleuroida; Toxopneustidae
Product: nucleolar protein 4-like
Exons: 7
Coding region: 151-1242 (363 amino acids)
Source: RefSeq, a predicted model, not a curated record